Molecule: messenger RNA, 3074 nt
Organism: Triticum aestivum (bread wheat)
Lineage: Eukaryota; Viridiplantae; Streptophyta; Magnoliopsida; Poales; Poaceae
Exons: 2
Coding region: 1876-2703 (275 amino acids)
Source: RefSeq, a predicted model, not a curated record
UUUUUUAACUUUGCUACUCACGUGGUCAUGCUCUAUAUAUAAUGGAAACACGGCUUUGUUUUUCGUUGACUUGUUGCUGAGUUUUUGUUGACAUGAUUUCUGUUUUCCUGGUAGCUAUGCCCAAGCACAGUUGUUUUAAUUUAGUUACCACUCUCAAUUUCUCGCUGUUAGUAUUUUUAUUUGCACCAAGGCAUUGUUAAUUGUCAUGUACUCCCUCCGUUCCGAAAUAUUUGUCUUUCUAGGCAUUUCAAAUGGACACAACAUACGGAUGUAUGUAGACUUAUUUUAGAGUGUAGAUUCACUCAUUUUGUCCCGUAUGUAGUCACUUGUUGAAAUCUCUAGAAAGACAAAUAUUUAGGAACGGAGGGAGUAUUAUUCUGUCUUUCAUCAAUGAUGUGCCAUGAGUUUGCUUCAAUGCUAUUUACUCCCUCCGUUCCUAAAUAUAAGUCUUUUUGGACAUUCCACUGUAGAGACUACAUUCGGAUGUAUAUAGACGCCUUUUAGAGUAUAGGUUCACUCAUUUUGCUCCGUAUGUAGUUUAUAGUGGAAUCUCUUAAAAGACUUAUAUUUAGGAACGGAGGGAGUAUUACGCUGAAUGCUUUCUUAAACCAGGAGUACAUUCUGUAGGUCAGUGAGACUAUAUUGCAAUAUGCUCAGAGUCUAAAAGAUGAAUAGUGAUAUACUCCCUCCGUCCUCGUGGUUUUAGUACAAAUUUGAACUAAAACCACGUCACUUAUUUUGGGACCGAGGGAGUAAGUAGUGAAAUAUUAGCUGAGUUUAGAAGAUGAAUUGAUUGUUUUCUUAUUGCAGAGAAGCAAACAAAAAUAUUUGGUGGGUGGGUGGGGUUGGGUGGUGGGGGGCUUGUUUUCUUCUUGCAGAGAGACCUUGUUUGGAUCGACACCUCCUUUCUUCAGGAAUAUUUGCUUUUCCAUAUGUUCUUCAAUUUUUAGGUAAAUCUGUGUCAUUUUGCUAUGCCAAUACAUGGUUUUCCCAUAGAUAUGUGCAUAUUAAAAAAAACUAAGUUUUAAUUGUGCGCUUUUGCCACUGCCUACCGCCUGUCUCUCCUAGCAUGAUUAAGCAGUAGUGUUCUGUUGUCGCCUAGCGCCUAGGCACACCUUUUUCUCCACUGAUGUUCAUAGUGUAUUCCAACAUGUACACAUGAAUUUUCUUUAUAAAACAUGUAAAAUAGCUUGACCAGGGUUAGUGUAACUCCAUUUGCACUCAGUGACAUUAACUCAUCUUAUAAGCUGUAAAAUUCUUGAUUGAAAUAAAUCUUCAUCGUAAAGUUUCAUCCAGUGAAACUACAUACUAGCUGCUAAUGACUUAUGUUUAAUGUGUUGCAUGAACAGUUGUUCUUUGUUCUGUGAAGCAAUUAUUGCCUCUUCCCAUGAUGCAUGUUCUUCUGGUAGGCUGGUAGCUAUGCCCAAGUAGUUGUUUUAUUUAGCUACAACCCCCAAUUUCCCGCUGUUAGUAUUUUUAUUUGCACCAUGGCAAUCUUCAUGUAUUAUUCUGUCUUUCAUCAAUGAUAUGCCAUGAGUUUGCUGCAAUGCUAUUUAUUAAGGCCCCGUUCGGGAGCUCUCCACGGCCAGCUUCCUUAAAAUAGCGGAGUGAAGCCAACCGAACGUUUCAGCUCCGAGAAGCCAGCUCCGGGAGAACAAGAGCACUGCAGUGUACACAAAUUAUCUUGAUAUUGCAUUGGAUAAGUGGCUGGAUCCCAUCACAUAUGCGAAGAAUUUUCCACUUCUGCAUGAAGUAAAGGCAGAAAAGUUGAUUAGAGAAGAAGAUUUGAAUGCUGCAACCACUUCAAGGUACGAGUUAACAGAAGAGGGAGACAGUACCAUUGACUCAAUUCUGUCAUUAAUUGCUGUGAACCUUAUGAGGGGGCGGAAUGUUACCAAGUUGAUUAAUGUGUACAACCUGGCAAUAUCAACUAGUCGUGCUGGGUUCGCAUUCAGGACAACGGCAAUGGAAGAUGAGCUGACAGGAUUUGAUAAUCAUCAUUUGGCUUACAAGGCAGCGUUAGGUUUGAUACGGCAAAUGCUGGAGGCAUCUGUUGGUGGUGCAGUUCUGGACGAGGAGCUUCCUGGAGGCCUUCUGAAUCUUCUUGACAAACUUAGUGAUGCUAUACUCGUAGACAAGCGAUUGCUCACUUGUCAUGCCAGUAUCCUUAAACCUCCGGCGUUGCAACAGCUGCUGCAAAGGAUUGACCUUACCCUUGGUGAUGAAUGUAGUGAAUUUGGUACACAAGAUGACUUCCACCGCAGGGAUUGUUUGCUUGCGGCAUUGCCAUACUUGGAUGCUGAUAAUUCAUACUGCCUGCAUAACCACCAUCCAUGUUUUUCACAGUGGCUUGACUUCCGCUUUAAACAGAAAAAAAAGAGGUGUAAUGACCCAGCAAAGAUUGGGCCUCCAUGGCCGUUAUUUAUUGCUGGACGGUCAUUGGUGAGGUUACACAGGUAUGGCUUGUCUCACCCGUAUGGUGUUGCUCAGAUUGCACCAGAGACACCUUAUGAUACCUCUGAUGUUCUGAAGCUGUUUAAGUUCCGUUUCUCGAAGUACCCUGCAGAAGCUCAAGAUGGAUUCUCAAAAGCCGGGUGGGUUGAGAAAUUGGAUAUGCCAGGUUUGUGCCCAGAAAAGGAAGAGUUUGCUGGGUGGACAGAUGUCAAGAUGGACGAAGAUGGCAAAACAAUCCUACUAAUGUAGUUUAGUUCAUUGUGUUUCUCUUAAUGUAGUCCCCCCCCCCCCCCCCCCCCCCCCCUCACUGCCAUGGAUAGAGUUUGCUGGUUGGGCAAAUGUCAAGAUGGCGAAACCGUUUAUUCCCUCCAUCCCAUAAUAUAAGAGCAUUUUUGACACUAGUGUAGUGUCAAAAACGCUCUUAUAUUAUGGGAAGGAGGGAGUAGUUCAUCGGGAUGUAACAGCCUUCCUCUUAGUGUAGUCACUUCUCUUUGCAGUCGAUAUGCUAGGUUUGUGAGAAUUUGCUAGUUGGGCAGAUGUUAAGAUUGAUGAAGAUGGCAAAACCAUGAUACUAAUCUAAUUUACUCGUUGUUUAUGGGAUGUAACAGCCUUUCUCUUAA